Prosopis cineraria is the source of this 1461-nucleotide messenger RNA. RefSeq names its product ethylene-responsive transcription factor ERF110-like. Gene Ontology annotation, biological process: regulation of DNA-templated transcription; ethylene-activated signaling pathway. Bases 325 to 1170 code for a protein of 281 amino acids. The record is from RefSeq and is a predicted model, not a curated record. NCBI's taxonomy places the organism in Eukaryota, Viridiplantae, Streptophyta, Magnoliopsida, Fabales, Fabaceae. The transcript has 2 exons. Gene Ontology annotation, molecular function: DNA-binding transcription factor activity; DNA binding.
UGGUUCUCUGCACACAGACGCCGCCUUCUGUCAGCAUUCACAUUGACGCACCCGCACUGUCGGUGUUGAUCCAUUCAUUCGUUAGUAUUAAAAGGCUCAUGCUUUGCUUCCUAACCUUGUGUUGUUAUCAUCUGUUCAUCUGGAAAGGGAAGGUGUGUGGUAUAAAAAGUGCGCGCAAGCAAGAUAGAGAAAAGAGAUUCGUACUUUCCCCUCAAACCGAUAUAUCUGUACUUUUAUACACGCAAAAAAUUGAGGAGUACAUUGGCGUUUGAAGAAUUUGCUUGCCAAAAAACAGAGGCUGAGUUUGUUGAUAGAUACAUCUGUAUGUCAAAGGUGGAGAAUCUUAGAGACAAGGCCAAGGACGAAGAUGAACACACAAGCAAUUUCGUCACGUCUGUGCCGAUGGUAUUUCCAGAUAUCGAUAGGGAGAGGGAGAUGUCUGCUAUGGUUUCAGCCCUGACCCACGUGGUGUCCGGAGAGGUGCCUUCUGAUUAUACGGUUUUUCAUCAGUACUUAACGUACCCAGAUACAGUCGAAGCUUCUGUGACCACAUCUUCGUCGUCUUCAUUUUACGGUGCUAGUUCUGCUGUAACGACGAGCAUGGAAGAUGGUACAUUCUCGUGGGGUGGUUCAUCCUCAUCCCCUGCUGUUCCCACAAAUGGAGAAGGCAGGACCGGGAGGAGCGAGAUGAGGGGAAUGAGAAAUGCAGUGUAUGAAUACAGGACAGAGAAUGGAAGGGAGCAGGAGAGAAGAAAAUACAGAGGAGUGAGGCAGAGGCCAUGGGGGAAGUGGGCUGCAGAAAUCAGAGAUCCAUUCAAAGCAGCGAGGGUGUGGUUAGGAACAUUCGACACAGCAGAAGCAGCAGCCAGAGCAUACGACGAAGCUGCCCUGCGUUUCAGAGGCAACAAGGCUAAGCUCAAUUUCCCUGAAAAUGUCACCCUUCGUCCCCCUCCCCCAGAUCUUCACAACCUGCAGGCUUCUCACAUGGUCUCUCAUCUUCAACCAUCACCCUUGCCACCGGCUGCGUCCUCCUCCUCCUCCUUUCACGCCUUUGCUUCCCCUGUUGCUACACUUCCUUCGCCUUAUCCUGCACAGACUCCCAUGACUGAUUCUGCGCACGUCGUAGCUUCAUCGUUCUCUUCUGCCAGUCACACCUCCUUUUUUCCUUGAUGAUCUCAUUAUUACUAUUCGUUGUUCGCAUUUUCUUUUUCUUUCUCAUGUUAUUUAUUCCAUCCUCUUAUUUGAGGUUGGCAUUGGUUUUACAUAAACGACAUUUUUGAAGUUGAUGCUGCGAUCCUGGGAAUCACUGUUCAAGUUCAAGGGUACACUUGCCUAGAGAACAUAAUACAUCUGUGUGUCAUUGGAGAACCUUAAACCACCUAAACUAGGAUAUUUGCAUGGUCUGUGGGUUUUGACUUUGGAACAGACCAAUAUAAAGGGAUUGUUUAUUCUCUGCGGGCG